This is a messenger RNA of Dibothriocephalus latus, 852 nucleotides long. Lineage: Eukaryota; Metazoa; Platyhelminthes; Cestoda; Diphyllobothriidea; Diphyllobothriidae. The record is from the annotation of a GenBank genome assembly.
AUGGGCGCCGAUGCCGACAUUCAUGCGUUCAGAUGCCCCGUGGUAUCGGUCGGCAGAUUCCAGUGCCUUCAGCUGUACAAACGUGAAUCCGACGAUUUCAUCAACUAUGCCUGCAGUGCGAAUUGCGAGUGUGGGCGUUUUCAACUCAGAUCUCUCACAGAAGACCAGUUCAAAUGCCUCCUAUUCGUCUGCGGCCUCCAGUAUCUCAGGGAUGCCGAAAUCCGGGAUCGUAUUCUACCCCACAUGCAACAGAGCAGCUCAGUUACCCUCCGUGAACUGGCUGCCGAAUGUCAAACAAUGAUAAAUCUUAAGCAUGAUUUGGCCAUGGUCCAAUGUGCCUCUACUACUGGCUCAGUCAAUGCAGAUGCAGCAGCUAAGUUACCUCCGAUUUCGCGCCCAAGCAAGCCCCCAAGGCGAAAUCCCUGCCCUUUCCUUGUCAGCUCUGCGGCACGUAGCAUUCCCAUCGGGAUUGCAGGUCUAGGCAACAUCGCUGCCAGAAAUUCAACCAGUCAUCCGCCCAAAGAGCCCAGUUACCCAUGCAGCCUUGCCUAUUUCGAUGCUGAACUAAAGCGCCUGGAGGAAUUUGGAGUCCUGACACCCGUGCCCUAUUUGGCCUGUGCUGCCCCCAUUGUUGUGAAACCCGAGGAAGAUACAGUGAUUGCUGCUAUUUCGAUUGAGGACGGAGUGCGCUGUCGGCUUUCGGAAGCCAUACGACGCAUUCCUGUAACUGCCAUCGACAUCAUACGCGCUACCAAACAGAAUUCUGUGUUUCGACUAUCAAUUUAUUAUUUGCAAACCAGUUUGCCCACACCUGCUCUUACUGGCGAUCUUUACCAGCUCCUCAUGCGUUGA